GAUCACAACAAAAUACGAACUAGACGAAACACACGGUUGCUAAUAGAAAAGGCCAGCGAAAACUGAAAAAUCAUACCCCCACUCCACUCAUACAGUCAAAGAGCUAUAGUUAUUGUCGAUUUUGUUGGACAUAGAAAAAAAGUGAAAACUGCGUCUUCUAUCUGAUUUUUCUAAACUUGUCAAAAUCAUGAAGUUCCAAUAUAAGGAAGAACAUGCUUUUGAGAAGCGUCGCGCUGAGGGCGACAAGAUUCGUCGUAAAUAUCCAGAUCGCGUACCCGUGAUUGUAGAGAAGGCACCCAAGGCACGCAUCGGGGAUCUGGACAAGAAGAAGUAUCUGGUGCCAUCGGAUUUGACUGUGGGCCAGUUCUAUUUUCUCAUACGCAAGCGCAUCCAUCUGCGUCCCGAAGAUGCCCUCUUCUUCUUCGUGAACAAUGUCAUUCCACCAACAUCGGCUACCAUGGGCUCCUUGUACCAGGAGCACCACGAGGAGGACUACUUUCUGUACAUAGCCUACUCCGAUGAGAAUGUCUAUGGCACCUACUAAGCUUAAAGGAAAUGGAGAAGAUGAAUUGAACCCCUUAUACAGAAAUCUAUAUAUACAUAUAUAUAAAUAAAUAUAUUUUAUGUUUAGCAUCCAGCUUAUAAAAUACGACGCGAGUUAGCUAAACGAAUGGA
Molecule: messenger RNA, 675 nt
Organism: Drosophila guanche
Lineage: Eukaryota; Metazoa; Arthropoda; Insecta; Diptera; Drosophilidae
Gene: Atg8a
Product: gamma-aminobutyric acid receptor-associated protein
Exons: 3
Coding region: 188-544 (118 amino acids)
Biological process (GO): macroautophagy; autophagy of mitochondrion; autophagosome assembly
Cellular component (GO): cytosol; autophagosome; autophagosome membrane
Molecular function (GO): GABA receptor binding; ubiquitin protein ligase binding
Source: RefSeq, a predicted model, not a curated record